CCUUCUCUUAGGGACUCUUCUUAGAAUUCAAGUAUUCAUUUUCUCUCUCUCUCUCUCUCUCUCUCCUCAAAGUUGAAACCAAUAACAUUUGUUAUUAAAAGCAGCCAUCCCCUUCGCCCACUGCGUUCUCCCAUGCACUUGUCUUCUUCAUCUCCAACACCCGCCACUGUUUUCUCUCUUUCCUCACCUCCAUUUCCCUCUUCUUCAUGCUUUCCAUUCCUCCCUUUUUAUUUUUAUUUUUUUAUUAUUAAAUAAACAAACAAACAAACAGUAACUCCCCUGCCCUCUUCCUUUAAAUACUUGCUCUUUCUUUCAUUCUCUUCCAUUGCCCAUACAUUCAUAUCUCUCUCUUUCAUAUUCAUUCUCUGACAAUUAAUAUUACACAACUUGCUUCUUCUUCGUCUUCUUCCUUCCUUCAUUCACUCAUUAAUUCAAGUGUUGUUACUUGUUAGUUAAGAUCAAUACAUAAAUAGAUAUAAUUAUGUCGAGCAGACGAUCACGUUCCAGGCAAUCUGGUGGUGUCUCUUCUAUUAGUGAUGAUCAAAUAGCUGACCUUGUUCGCAAGUUGCAGCAGCUUGUUCCUGAGAUACAUGCUAGGCGAACUUCUGACAAGUCGGCAAAUAGGGUUUUGCAGGAGACUUGCACUUAUAUUAGGAACUUGCAUAGGGAAGUGGAUGAUUUAAGCGACAGAUUAGCCGAGCUCUUGGCUUCAACUGAGAGUGACAGUGCUCAAGCAGCCAUUAUUAGGAGUUUACUUAUGUAAACAAAACAAAAAGAAAAAAGAAAAAAAAUAUAUAAGUAAUUAUAUUUAAGUAAUUAGCUGGAUAGUUUAAUUUGGAAGCCAACAUUAUUAUUUUUGUUAAUUUUGAAUUUUAAAAUGCUUCUCUCCCAUCUAUCUAGGGUUUGGUCUCUAGCUAGCUAGACCAACAAGCAAGAUAGAUUGAGUGAGAGAGAGAAAACCUUAAUUCGAGUGUAUUUAACUAGUUCUUCUAGUAGUAUUUAAUUAGUUCUUACAUUUUAAUAAUAAGUAAUUUAGUACGUACUCCAAUCCGCAAUUGAAUAUCUUUCGAGUCUUCGCAAUGUACUUAACUGAUGAGAACGAUGAAUAUAAAAUGUAUGGAUAUCCGGCCUUUUUAA
Molecule: messenger RNA, 1137 nt
Organism: Spinacia oleracea (spinach)
Lineage: Eukaryota; Viridiplantae; Streptophyta; Magnoliopsida; Caryophyllales; Amaranthaceae
Product: transcription factor PRE6
Exons: 2
Coding region: 482-763 (93 amino acids)
Biological process (GO): regulation of growth; regulation of DNA-templated transcription
Molecular function (GO): protein dimerization activity
Source: RefSeq, a predicted model, not a curated record